Amphiprion ocellaris (clown anemonefish) is the source of this 5141-nucleotide messenger RNA. It is a transcript of the gene oplah, whose product is annotated as 5-oxoprolinase, ATP-hydrolysing. The transcript has 28 exons. NCBI's taxonomy places the organism in Eukaryota, Metazoa, Chordata, Actinopteri, Pomacentridae. Gene Ontology annotation, molecular function: 5-oxoprolinase (ATP-hydrolyzing) activity. Gene Ontology annotation, biological process: glutathione metabolic process. The record is from RefSeq and is a predicted model, not a curated record. The coding region runs from base 205 to 4143 and encodes 1312 amino acids. Gene Ontology annotation, cellular component: cytosol.
CGACCAGGCAUCAGCUGCACACAGAAUGCAGCUCUUCGACGUGGUGUCGUGCUGGAAGGAGACAGGCGGCAGGUGAAGAGGUGAGAGGAGGAGGAUCUGACUGGAUUAUCAGAGAUUAACUGUGUGCCAGGGCGGCGGCAGCAGCAGCGGCAUCGUACAGUUUAGUCCCAGACUCAGCAGCAGCAGCAUUUCUCUCUCCUCACCAUGGCUGAGACUACGGGGAAAUUCGACUUUGCCAUCGACCGAGGCGGCACCUUCACAGAUGUGUUUGCACGGCUGCCCGACGGUCGUGAGAGAGUCCUGAAGCUUCUGUCCCGGGACCCCCAGAACUACAAGGACGCCCCCACUGAGGGGAUCCGCAGAGUCCUAGAGGAGGAAACAGGGCGGGCUUUUCCUCGCGAUCAGCCUGUGGACACUUCUCUGAUUGGCUGGAUCAGAAUGGGAACUACGGUGGCCACCAAUGCGCUGCUGGAGAGGGAGGGGGAGAGGACAGCACUCAUGGUCACAAAGGGCUUCAAGGACUUGCUGCACAUUGGCACACAGGCCAGACCAAAGCUGUUUGAUUUGGAGGUUGCGAUGCCUGAUGUCCUGUAUGAGGAGGUAAUAGAGGUGGAUGAGCGAGUCGUCCUCCAGCAAGAUAGCUGCAAGCUUCCCAGGAAAGAUGCCAAACGUAUCGUCACAGGCAGUACGGGGGAUUCUUUGGAAGUGUGGAAGGAGCUAGAUCUGGAGCAAGUGGAAAAAGACCUGAGGGGAGUUUUGUCUCGCGGUAUCACCAGCCUGGCCGUCCUUCUGCUGCAUUCAUACACGUGGUCAGAUCAUGAGAGAGCAGUGGGCUCUUUGGCGCUCCGUCUGGGCUUCACCCAGGUGUCUCUUUCCAGCGAGGUCAUGCCGAUGGUGCGGGCCGUCCCUCGAGGCUAUACAGUUUGCGCCGACGCCUAUCUCACUCCCAAAAUUCGUCAGUAUUUAAAAGGCUUCACGUCUGGCUUCAGGGGUGGCCUGAAGGAAGUGGACGUGUUAUUCAUGCAGUCAGAUGGAGGUCUGACUCCCAUGGAGCAGUUCUGUGGUUCUCGGGCCGUUCUAUCCGGUCCAGCGGGGGGUGUGGUGGGAUAUGCCAUCACCUCUUACAGCCAGAUGGAGAAAAAACCUGUGAUUGGCUUUGAUAUGGGAGGAACUUCCACUGAUGUGAGUCGAUAUGCAGGCCAGUAUGAACAUGUGUUUGAAGCUACCACAGCAGGAGUCACCCUGCAAGCACCUCAGCUGGACAUCAACACUGUAGCUGCAGGUGGAGGAUCCCGACUGUUCUUCAGAUCAGGGAUGUUUAUAGUUGGACCAGAGUCUGCAGGUGCACAUCCAGGACCGGCCUGUUACAGAAAAGGUGGCCCUCUGACUGUAACCGAUGCUAACUUAGCCCUGGGUCGCCUCCUUCCUUCCUUUUUUCCAAAGAUCUUCGGGCCUGGAGAGAACGAACCCUUGUCCUUGGAGGAGACGACGAAACAUUUCCGUCGUCUCACUGAGGAGAUCAACCUCUUUCUGUCUUCUAACCAAUCACAGGCUACCUCUAAUGGAGCUAACCACUCACACAAGAGCAUGUUGCCAACCAGCCAGUCAGUGAUGAGCAUGGAAGAGGUUGCUAUGGGAUUUAUUCGUGUUGCAAAUGAGGCCAUGUGUCGGCCAAUCAGAGCUCUGACGCAGGCGAAGGGUCAUGAUACAUCCCAGCAUGUGUUGGCAUGUUUCGGGGGUGCAGGUGGCCAACAUGCCUGUGCUAUUGCCCGAGCCCUGGGGAUGAAGACUGUCUUUAUACAUAAGUACAGUGGCGUGCUGUCAGCAUAUGGUUUGGCUCUUGCAGAUGUGGUGGAGGAGGUGCAGGAGCCGUGUUCGCUGCAGUACGAGCAGCACUCUUUCGGCGAGCUCGACCGGAGGGUGGAGCAGCUCUCCAAACGCUGCCACGAUACGCUCUGUGCACGUGGCUUCACCAGCGGUCAGAUAACCACUGAGGUUUUCCUCCACCUGCGUUACGAAGGCACCGACUGCGCUCUCAUGGUCACUGCGGAUGGAUACCCCAGCAACAACCAGUCCUGUCGAGCUGGUGACUUCCGCAGUGCCUUCACCAAACGUUACCUGAAGGAGUUUGGAUUCACCAUCCCAGACAGACCCAUCAUGGUGGACGACAUCAGAGUGAGAGGUUGUGGAAAAUCUGGUAUCAAGUCUGUGUAUAAAACAAAGAUGGGACACAGGCAGGCCAAACCUGUCACGAUGACCAAGUGCUACUUUGAGGGUGGUUACCUGGACACCAGUGUGUACUUAUGGGAGGAGCUGCCAUGUGGUUACAGCAUCCAAGGACCAGCCAUCAUCAUUGACAAAAACAGCACCAUCCUGGUGGAGCCCUGCUGUGAGGCCUGUUUAACAGAAGAGGGCGACAUUUGCAUGACUGUAGGCUCAGACCCUCAUUGUACUCUGGGCACUGAGCUCAACACUGUGCAGCUCUCCAUCUUCUCCCACCGCUUCAUGAGCAUAGCAGAGCAGAUGGGCAGAGUUCUCCAAAGAACCUCCAUCUCCACAAACAUCAAGGAGCGUCUGGACUUCUCCUGUGCUGUGUUUGGACCAGAUGGAGGCCUAGUGUCCAAUGCGCCUCACAUUCCUGUCCACCUGGGGGCUAUGCAAGAGACGGUCCAGUACCAGAUCAGAUCACUGGGGAACAAGCUGAAGGAAGGGGAUGUGAUUCUGAGUAACCACCCAUGUGCCGGAGGGAGCCAUCUCCCAGACCUCACCGUCAUCACACCAGUGUUUAGAAAAGGAGUGAGCGGUCCUGUGUUCUUUGUGGCCAGCAGGGGGCACCAUGCCGACAUCGGAGGCAUCACUCCAGGCUCCAUGCCCCCCCACUCUACCUCCCUUCAACAGGAGGGAGCUGUCUUCACUUCCUUUAAGCUCGUCACUGGGGGGGUCUUCCAGGAAGAAGCUGUAACUGAAGCUCUGAUGGCUCCAGCCCAGUACCCAGACUGCUCUGGGACUCGUAAUCUCCAUGACAACCUGUCAGACCUGCGGGCUCAGGUGGCAGCCAAUCAGAGAGGCAGCCAGCUGGUGGCAGAGCUGAUUGACAGCUAUGGGCUGGCUGUGGUUCAGGCCUACAUGGGCUACAUCCAGAGUAAUGCAGAGCUGGCAGUGAGGGACAUGUUGAGGGAUUUUGCACGUCGACAGCGGCUACAAACCGGCUCCUUGGAGGUGGAGUCGGAAGAUUUGAUGGACGAUGGGACGGCAAUCAGACUUCGCGUCCAGAUUAAUGAAAAAGAGGGCAGUGCGGUGUUUGACUUCACAGGGACAGGAACAGAGGUGUGGGGGAACUGCAAUGCUCCACGGGCCAUCACACUCUCUGCUCUCAUUUAUUGCCUGCGCUGCAUGGUGGGACAGGACAUUCCCCUAAACCAGGGUUGUCUCGCACCGAUUCAAGUCAUCAUCCCUCCUGGUUCCAUCCUGCAACCUUCCCAGAAUGCAGCUGUUGUUGGAGGAAAUGUGCUCACAUCCCAGAGAGUGGUUGAUGUCAUUUUUAGGGCGUUUGAGGUGUGCGCUGCCUCACAGGGCUGCAUGAACAACAUUUCAUUUGGAAGUGAGAGGGUUGGUUAUUAUGAAACCGUUGCCGGGGGAGCGGGGGCGGGGCCAGGCUGGAACGGGCGCAGUGGCGUCCACAGUCACAUGACCAACACCCGCAUCACUGACCCCGAGAUACUGGAGAAGCGGUAUCCAGUGAUUUUAGAGCAGUUCUCUCUGCGGCCCGGCUCAGGAGGAGCAGGGAAACACUGCGGCGGAAACGGUGUGAUCCGUAAACUCCUGUUCAGGAACAAGGUUGUUCUGUCUGUCCUGACAGAGAGGCGAUCCACCCGCCCCUACGGUCUCCAGGGGGGUGAGGAUGGUGCAGCAGGACUGAAUCUCCUCCACAGAGCAGAUGGACGAGUGCUCAACCUGGGAGCUAAAACCAGUGUCAGCCUUCAGCCUGGGGACAUGUUCUGCCUCUACACUCCUGGAGGAGGUGGAUAUGGAAGAGAGGAUGAACAUAAUAGCAGACCUCAGAUCAAGAGGAGGCGCUUGAAUGAGACAUUCCCUGAGAGGGGUAGCGUCUUUGAAUAUCGAAUGGCACAAGAGGGAGUGUGAAAAGAAAUGAGAAAGGGAGAAGGAGUGAACAGUCAGGCUGGGGUGAAAGAGCGAAGCAGGUAGGGAAAUCACAGGAAAACAGGCAGAGUUAAGAGAUGGAAAAGUCGGAGUGAGGCUGUUUUUCAGAUGUAGUGUCUUUAAAAUGAACAAGAAAAGCAGUAGUAGAAACAGUUUCAUCAGAAUACUGUGAGAAAUAGCACAUACUGAACUUAGAAUGGAGAAUUUUAACAGUUCCUCAUCCCAGGAGCUACAAUCAUAGUCAGCACUUCCAGCAAUCCUGUUUUGCAGUAUCUGUGUCCAGACAGACAUUUUAAACGUGUUACAUACAUGAACGUGACAUAUAUGAAUCAUCCUAACAGUAACAGGCUGUGCUCACAUCAACAAGCCAAGACUCUGAAUACUAAUAGCUCAGGCUAAGGCUAAUUAUGUGAAAAGCAAACUGACCAGAGAGCAUCUUGCAACAAGAUGACACCAGCAGUGACGCCCGUCAUCAUUUUGACAUUUCGGCAUGAGCACUCAGUGACACUUACUGUUAUAGAAACUACCACAAAGGCAGUUUUGAAUACUUCUGCAAGCUUUUACUUAUAUAUGUCUAUCUGUCCUUGGAGAGAUUUUGUCAACAGAGCAGCGUUAAAGAAGUCCAGGAAGCAGUAGCAAAGCUUUAUAGGUGUGUAGUUCGGAUCAAAAUGAAGCCAGAGUUCAAAUGUGGGUGUUUUCUGACCCUUAAAAACUAAAUUGUCUCUUAAUAUAGUAAUGGGUUGGAACGUCAUGAGUUGACAGACGGCACAGCUGUUCUGACCCCAUUGCAAAAUGUUCUCUAGUUUAAGUUCUUUGUUUGAAUUCCAGUCUAAGCAUCUCAAGUUAAAGCCAAUUAUGUGAAGCAGCUGCUAAUUUGUUUUAACUGGACAAUCACUUAUUCAAUAUCUCAACAUCACAAUGUGGUUUUUUUUGUUAUUUUUAACAAGACACACAAUUAAACCUCAUUUCUACUAAUGAAA